Messenger RNA from Magallana angulata, 687 nucleotides. RefSeq lists its product as uncharacterized. The record is from RefSeq and is a predicted model, not a curated record. The coding region runs from base 1 to 687 and encodes 228 amino acids. NCBI's taxonomy places the organism in Eukaryota, Metazoa, Mollusca, Bivalvia, Ostreida, Ostreidae. The transcript is spliced from 3 exons.
AUGCAGACACUUCCAGAAUGUCCACCAGGAUAUUUUGGAAAUAACUGUUCUUCAGAAUGUAUUUACCCAACCUAUGGUCAACACUGUUUAAAUACCUGUGAUUGUAACGUCAAAGAUUGCAACCAUGUAGAUGGUUGCCAAGGAAAUCAUACACAGACUGAAACAUCUACAAGUAGGUUGACAAAGCACACAUCUAGCAGGAACGGUUAUAAACAUACGUCACAAAUAAAUGAAGGUUCAGCAAAUUUGACGCAAUUCCUUUCAGGGUUCACGUCAUCAAAGAUGAUACCAGUAAACAAAACAAAUGAAGAAAACAAUAAUGAUAAGGAAACUGGUAAUGGAAAUUUAACAAUAGUUAGUUUACUUGUGGGAUGUAUCCUUGCAAUUUUACUCGCUGUGAAUAGUAUAACGUGGAUCUCAAAGUUUGUUCAAAGAAAGUUUGGGAAUUCAGUGAAUGCGCGAGACAAUUUUAUAUUAGAGACUGUUUACAUGGAAAUUAAUGCAGGGUCUGAGCAACAAGACCCUCAGGCCAAUACAAUAGGAGCAAAUGUCAUAACAAAACCAUGUACAUCUCUAGGCGGAGUGGAAACGAGACCAGAACUUCCGGCAAGGAAUACCAUUAAUGAAGAACAAAAUCCAUGUCACGCACACACCAAUGAAGACGAUGAAACAUAUAUAAAUGUCUAA